Molecule: messenger RNA, 1083 nt
Organism: Trichechus manatus latirostris (Florida manatee)
Lineage: Eukaryota; Metazoa; Chordata; Mammalia; Sirenia; Trichechidae
Gene: WDR38
Product: WD repeat domain 38
Exons: 9
Coding region: 1-891 (296 amino acids)
Biological process (GO): transcription initiation at RNA polymerase II promoter
Cellular component (GO): transcription factor TFIID complex
Molecular function (GO): protein binding; RNA polymerase II general transcription initiation factor activity
Source: RefSeq, a predicted model, not a curated record
AUGAACAGCGGGGCCCCGGGGAAGCUGGCCGUGGGGAGAGUGAAAUACUUCGGCAGGCACCGCGGGGAGGUCAACUCCUCUGCCUUCUCCCCCAACGGCCAGACGCUGCUUACAGCCUCAGAUGAUGGCUGUGUGUACGGCUGGGAGACCCAAAGCGGGCGGCUGUUGUGGAAGCUGGGUGGCCACACAGGCCCCGUGAAGUUCUGCCGCUUCUCCCCUGAUGGCCGCCUCUUUGCCAGCACAUCCUGUGACUGCACCAUCCGCCUGUGGGAUGUGGCAAGAGCCAAGUGUCUGCAGGUCCUGAAGGGUCACCAACGGAGCGUGGAGACAGUCAGCUUCAGUCCUGACUCAAGGCAGCUGGCAUCAGGUGGCUGGGACAAGAGGGUGAUGCUCUGGGAGGUACAGUCAGGCCAGAUGCUGCGCCUCUUACUUGGGCACGGUGACUCUGUCCAGAGCAGCGACUUCUCACCCAGUGCGGACUGUCUGGCCACUGGCUCCUGGGACUCCACCGUGCGCAUCUGGGACCUGCGGGCUGGGACCCCAAAGGCCUUCCACCAUAAGCUGGAGGGCCACAGUGGUAACAUCAGCUGCGUGUGCUACUCAGCAUCUGGCCUCCUGGCAUCCGGCUCCUGGGACAAGACCAUCCGCAUCUGGAAGCCCCAGACAGCCAGCCUGCUUGUCCAGCUCAAGGGCCACGUCACCUGGGUGAAGAGCUUAGCUUUCUCCCCCAAUGAGUUGUGGCUGGUCAGCGCUGGUUACUCCCGCAUGGUCAAAGUCUGGGACUGCAACACGGGGAAGUGCAUUGAGACCCUGAAGGGAAUCCUGGAUGUGGCCCAUUCCUGUGCCUUCACCCCAGAUGGGAAACUCUUAGUGUCUGGAGCUGCUGAUUAGGCAUGCUGAUCCAAUCACCCAGAGCCAGGUGCUGACCAGAUGACCUCUGGGAUGUAACAGCACUACACCAACACAAAUGGCCGCCUAGCCCUCAACCCCGCCUCCGGCCCUGGCAGAAUGAACUAGUGGAAGGACAGACAGGGCAGUUCCAUGCCAUGGGCUCAAAAACUGUAACAGAACACCCAGCAGACU